Messenger RNA from Raphanus sativus (radish), 1397 nucleotides. RefSeq lists its product as uncharacterized. The record is from RefSeq and is a predicted model, not a curated record. Gene Ontology annotation, cellular component: nucleus. The coding region runs from base 1 to 1371 and encodes 456 amino acids. The transcript has 5 exons. Gene Ontology annotation, molecular function: deSUMOylase activity. Gene Ontology annotation, biological process: protein desumoylation. NCBI's taxonomy places the organism in Eukaryota, Viridiplantae, Streptophyta, Magnoliopsida, Brassicales, Brassicaceae.
AUGGUCAAAGAGACGACGCAUGAAGAAAGCCUGGUCCUCAACAGAAGUGGGUCGAGAGGUAGCUCGACAGGUGCGUCAGAUCGUGAUGCACCUGCUCCUCAAACUAAACAGCCUGCUCCUCAAACGAAACAGCCUGCUCCUCAAACGAAAAAGCCUUCUCCUCAAAAGAAACAGCCUUCUCCUCUGCCCAAAGAGAGAUUGUUGCCGGAGGAUACAGCAGAUGAGGCGAUCUCGGUAUAUAAGAUCUUGCCGGAGGAUAAAGCAGAUGGUGUCACCUCCAAAGAGAUUGUUCCUCUCACUUCCACUGACCAACCGAGCUUCGCUUCCAACGAUCAACAACCGAGCUUCGCUUCCACCGAUCCAAGCGUUCCAGUUUCAGAACCGAGCCUGGUUGUAUUGGACCAAACAGCUCCCACUGCUUCUGUGCGUGCAAGGAGUGAACGAACGAAGAAACCUGCUCCCACGCAGAUAUCUCCUUAUACGGCAGAGAGAAGGAAACUCCUUAGAGUGGGAAAGUAUAAUCCAUUUCCCACACUAAACAGACCUAAGAUGAAGGAGCUCGCUGAUUGGUUGAAAACUGAUCCUGAUUAUUUCACUAAGGAAGAGGACAAACCACGUACAUCACCAACUUGGUGGUAUCAAAAACUCCGGACAUCCAAAGCAUGGCUGGAAGACGUACAUAUAGAUGCUUGGAUGAAUGUGCUGAGGCAGAGGUAUAAGGAGAACCCACAAUGUUUCCGGAGCGAGCGAAUGUGCUUCCUGGAUCACAACUUUACCCAGUCUUGGAGAGAACAGUAUCUGGUCUUCAAAGCAUCGUCGUCUGAUCACAAUGGUUUAGGAAAAAUGCUACCUAGUGGGGCGGCGAGUUUGUAUGACGGAUCAAUGCCUUCAUUUUGCCAAUCAAACAAGAAGUGGGGGGAGGACAUUGAUGAUAUCUAUGCGCCACUGAACUUGGACAACAAACAUUGGGUGGCUAUUUGGAUAUCGAUCCCUAAGAGGCACAUAGUCGUCUGGGACAGCAUACCUUCAACUACCAUACCAGAAAGAUGGGAUGAGAUAAUGGAGCCUUUUCUCGAGAUGGUCCCUUAUCUGAUUGUGGAGUGCGGAGACCAGAUGCAUGGGUUGGAGCGAUACACAUAUGAGAGACUGCUGAAAGAUGUACCCACGGCCAACAAUGGUUAUUGUGGCGUGUACGCUGCAAAGUACAUUGAAUGUCAUGCUCUUGGGGUCCCCUUUAGCCCUAAAGACUUUGCUAGGUCCAAUGCGAAGACUAUGAGGGAUAAUAUGGCUUUGGUUAUAUGGACGGAGCUUGUUGAUCAGCAUCUGAAAGAUAAUGAGGAUGGUGGUAUGUUUGUGGGCAUGUAUGAUUAGAUACACAAAUCAAUUUGUAUGUCUUG